AGAACCCAUAGAGUAGACAGCCUUUCUCUGUAGCACACACAGACACACAGACCAGAACAGACUGGGGGGAAGAGAGAGGGAAACAGACGCACUGCAAAAUCCAGACGCAUCAACAGCCACCCUUGCAGCUCAAACCACCACAGCAGUGAUAGAUGGGGCCCGGAUUGUUUUGGAACUUCUCUUCAAAGGCUAACUGCUCGGUGCCGCAGAGCCUGCUGCAGACCAUGUUGCUCUCCAGGAUGGCUGGGAUGAAGGAGCAGCAAUUUACUGAGGAGAAACCCCUACUGCAAGAACAAAGAGGACAAGACACUGAGAUGGAGAACUGUGAGACCCUGAUGCCCAUUGGAGACUGGAAGGAACAUGACAUUGAGACUCCUUAUGGGAUGCUUCAUGUGGUGAUCCGUGGUGCACCCAAAGGAAACAAGCCUGCCAUCCUCACCUACCACGAUGUUGGGCUUAACCACAAGCUGUGCUUCAACAGCUUCUUCCACAAUGAGGACAUGCAGGAGAUCACCAAGCACUUUGUGGUGUGUCAUGUGGAUGCUCCUGGACAGCAGAUUGGAGCCUCUCAGAUGCCACAGGGGUACCAGUACCCCACCAUGGACCAGCUGGCAGGCAUGCUGCCCAGCGUAGUGCAGCACUUUGGAUUCAAGAGCAUUUUGGGCAUUGGAGUUGGAGCAGGCGCCUACAUCCUGGCCAAAUUUGCUCUGAUCUUCCCUGAUCUGGUGGAGGGCCUGGUGCUGCUCAACAUCGACCCCAACGGGAAGGGCUGGAUCGACUGGGCCACUGGCAAGCUGUCUGGUUUCACCAGUGCUCUUCCAGACACUGUGCUGCCCCACCUCUUUAGCCAGGAGGAGCUGAUGAACAACACAGAGCUGGUCCAGAGCUAUCGUCAACAGAUCAACAACACUGUCAACCAGGUCAACCUGCAGCUCUUCUGGAACAUGUACAACAGCCGUAGGGAUCUGGAGAUGAACCGCACCGGGACCAUCAUCAAUGCCAAGACCCUGAAGUGCCCCGUCAUGCUGGUUGUUGGUGACAACGCUCCAGCUGAGGAGGGAGUGGUCGAAUGCAAUUCCAAACUUGACCCAACCAACACCACCUUCUUAAAGAUGGCUGACUCUGGUGGACUCCCUCAGCUCACACAGCCUGGAAAACUGUCCGAAGCAUUCAAGUACUUCCUCCAGGGGAUGGGCUACAUUGCGUAUGUGAAGGAUCGGAGGUUGAGUGGUGGGCCAGUGCCCUCUGCCAGUAUGACCCGUCUGGCCCGCUCCCGGACAGCCUCCCUCACCAGUGGCAGCUCCAUUGAGAGUUCUCGUAUCCGGGGUUUUACACACUCUGACAGCAAUGAGGGCCAGGGGUGAAGUGGGAUAACUACUACCGCAGGGGUGCUUCCUGGGACUGUCUGUAAGGGGCAGGGCUUUUUUGGAGCCCAUUGCUCCAAGCUCGGAAUGUAGGGUAACACCCACCCCCAACCACCUCCAACCACCCCCAACCACCCCCAACCACCCCCAACCACCCCCAACCACCUCCAACCACCCCCAACCACCCCCAACCACCUCCAACCACCCCCAACCACCCCAACCACC
Messenger RNA from Oncorhynchus mykiss (rainbow trout), 1589 nucleotides. Lineage: Eukaryota; Metazoa; Chordata; Actinopteri; Salmoniformes; Salmonidae. The record is from RefSeq and is a predicted model, not a curated record.